Saccostrea cuccullata (small rock oyster) is the source of this 620-nucleotide messenger RNA. Its product is annotated as multiple epidermal growth factor-like domains protein 10. The transcript has 6 exons. The record is from RefSeq and is a predicted model, not a curated record. Bases 27 to 563 code for a protein of 178 amino acids. Lineage: Eukaryota; Metazoa; Mollusca; Bivalvia; Ostreida; Ostreidae.
UGCAUGUGUAUUACGACAGAAUCAGGAUGGCUUUCUUAUGCAGAUAUUUAUUAGGUGUCGUAAUGUUAAGUUUCCAAGCACAGUUAAUAAAAAGAAAGUUCUGCGGAGACACAAAUGAAGGGAUAGAGAGAUGCUGUACAGAUUACAAAUAUGUACCCGGUACUUGUGAACCAUGCUAUGGAUCGUUUGGUAUAGAUUGUGUCAAUCCUUGUUCAGAUGGGUUCUAUGGUCACGGAUGUAAGAUGAAAUGUAAUUGUUCGAGCUUUGAACUGUGUGACCGGGUUAUUGGAUGCGUUGAGAACAGUAACAUCAUUUGUAAAAGCAAUGUUACUGCAGAGGAUGAAUGUUGUAGAGAUUAUUAUAGAAAUGGUCCGGAGUCAUGCGAACCUUGUAUCGGAUCCAGAGGAUACAACUGUUCUAUACCUUGUGAGUUUGGAUUCUUUGGACACGGUUGUCGUGAGAAGUGUAACUGCACUAGCGAUACUCAUUGGUGUGAUGCCGAAGUUGGAUGUAUACAAAAAAAUGGUAUAAAAACAAAUGUUUUAAUUACUAGUAUGUUUUAAAAGAGAAAUCAAAUUGCUUUCUUGUUAAUCUUAUUUAUGUUACGUGAAAUCUUGAUA